GUGUCUAAAUGACGUUGCGCUAACAACGUGCGUUACACAUCCGCCCUUUUGCCUCGAUCACUUCCAACAUAAUGCGGUAUUAUCUUGUGAGCCAAGACAAUCUGGACAACUACGACGACGACGAUGGUCCAAGCUCAAGCCCGGGAAUGGCUCUCAAACGACGGGCUGAAGCCACAGAAGAAGCCUAUCACCGAUUUAGACCGCUCUCACACACGUUGGCAUUCAUCGACAUCUCUCCCAUAUAACUCCUCCAAGCCCCCACGGCUUUCGUGGAAGAUGAUCCUCUCAACUCUGACUGCCGUAGCUCUCAUCUCAGCGUUUUUGCGCUGUGCCACCAGUGCUAAAAGCAAUCAUGAUCAAGAAGCGCCUCUUGAGCGAUCAUGGGCACAGUAUUCACCUUUUUUCCCUGUUGCACAAUACAUCCCACCGCCAGCUGGUUGUGAAGUCACUCAGGCCAUUAUCCUUGAGCGACAUGGAGCACGAUUUCCUACCGCCGGCGCUGCUGUGGGGAUCGUUUCUGCCAUAGAUAAACUCCAGCGCGUCAAAGUCGCAUUUAGAGAUCCAAAGUUGGAUUUCUUGAAAACCUAUAAGUAUGAUUUGGGGACGGAUGACCUGGUCCCAUCUGGGGCACAACAGUCUUUCGACGCUGGGCAAGUCGCCUUCAAUCGAUACGCCCAUCUAAUAUCGGAGGAGAAGCUGCCAUUUGUACGUGCGUCUCAGUCUCAGCGAGUGAUUCUGAGCGCGACAAAUUGGACCGCCGGAUUCCGCGCAGCAAGUAAGGAACGUUACAAUCCAACACUUUCCGUGACGAUACCCGAGGCCAAAGGUGUGAAUAACACAUUGGAUGAUAAUAAUUGUUCUGCAGCAAAUGGUUCCGACGCACAGACUGCUCAAUGGAUCAGCGUAUUUGCGCCAUCGAUCACACGGAGGUUAAAUGAAGGUGCACCCGGUGCAAACCUUACCGACCAAGACAUUUACUCUUUGAUGUCCCUUUGCGCGUUCGACACUGUUGCCCAUUCGUUGGAUGGCAAAUCUCUGGAUAACCAAAGUCCGUUCUGCGACCUGUUCUCGAGGAAGGAAUUUGAUUACUUCGAAUAUGUCGGUGACCUGGAUAAAUACUAUAACACUGGGCAAGUCCUCCGAAUUUACUUUUUGAUCUCGGUUUUUGCUACCUUUCUCUGACAUCAAUGGUAGCUACGGUAACCCACUCGGUCCUGUGCAAGGUGUUGGUUACGUCAACGAACUACUUGCUCGUCUUACUUCCACACCUGUGAAAGACUCGACUCAAACGAACCAUACUCUUGAUGAUUCCCCCGUUACGUUUCCAUUGAACCGAACCAUCUAUGCCGAUUUCUCUCAUGACAAUCAAUUAAUACCCAUUUAUGCCACCAUCGGAUUGUUCAGGCAGAAAAGGGCUUUGGAUCCACGGAAGUAUGAUCCUAGAAAGUCGUGGAGAGCGAGCGAAUUGGUGCCGUUUGCAGGAAGGAUGGUGGUGGAGAAGCUGAACUGCGGUUCGCGUUCAAGAGAUAGGAAGGACUAUGUGAGGAUAUUCGUGAAUGAAGCCUUACAGCCUCUAGAAUUCUGUUCUCAUGGAAGCGGAUCUGGACUUUGCACGUUGGACGCCUUUGUAGAGAGUCAGGUCUAUGCGAGGAAUAAUGGACAGGGUGAUUUCGAGAAGUGUUUCGAGUGAUUUGGAUUCGAAGUACAUCAUCGACGGCUGGAGCAAAGGGAUUCAGAAUUGGGUGUAAUUUGAUGCGUCCACGAUUUUGUAGCCUGUAUCUGCCCACUAUCGAUAAGCAGGGUUUAUUUACUUCGAGAUUGGCAUCAAGUGCUUUGUAGCUUGGAAUCGUAGA
Messenger RNA from Marasmius oreades (fairy-ring Marasmius), 1853 nucleotides. RefSeq lists its product as uncharacterized. Bases 124 to 1182 code for a protein of 352 amino acids. The transcript is spliced from 6 exons. NCBI's taxonomy places the organism in Eukaryota, Fungi, Basidiomycota, Agaricomycetes, Agaricales, Marasmiaceae. The record is from RefSeq and is a predicted model, not a curated record. Gene Ontology annotation, molecular function: acid phosphatase activity.